GGGAUCAGCUGGCUGGCGGGCGCCGAUCGCGGCCCCGGCUCAGGCUGCAGCGCCGCCUCCUCUCGCGUCGCAGGCCGGCUCGGCGGCCGUGACAAUGUUGCGGGGCUAGUAGCUGGGCGCCGGCCGCUGAGCAGUCUCAAGUUUAAACUUACACGAAUCGCUCUCUGGAGGAGGAGGGGACCCGCCGCGCGAUUGACACGCAUAUUCCUAUAGGCAUCCUCCUCCCUCAGCCCCCACCCCCAAGGCCGGAUUCGGGUGGCUCCUCCGCGAGCUGAAAUCCGAGAAGAAAUCUUUAGAUCUGUUUUCUUCAAAAAGGAAAAAAAUAUCUAGAAAUCAUCGGCAUUUUGCGUUGCUCCUUCUUAUUUGCAAGAUGAAGAAGUUUUUCGACUCCCGGAGGGAGCAGGGCGGCUCUGGCCUGGGCUCCGGCUCCAGCGGAGGAGGGGGUAGCACCUCCGGCCUGGGCAGUGGCUACAUCGGAAGGGUCUUUGGCAUCGGGCGACAGCAGGUCACUGUGGACGAGGUGUUGGCAGAAGGUGGAUUUGCUAUCGUGUUUCUGGUGAGAACAAGCAAUGGGAUGAAAUGUGCCUUGAAACGCAUGUUUGUCAACAAUGAGCAUGAUCUCCAGGUGUGCAAGAGGGAAAUCCAGAUCAUGAGGGACCUAUCAGGGCACAAGAACAUUGUAGGCUACAUUGAUUCUAGUAUCAACAAUGUGAGCAGUGGUGAUGUUUGGGAAGUUCUCAUUCUGAUGGACUUCUGUAGAGGAGGCCAGGUGGUAAACCUGAUGAACCAGCGCCUGCAAACAGGCUUUACAGAGAAUGAAGUGCUGCAGAUAUUCUGUGAUACCUGUGAAGCUGUCGCCCGCCUGCACCAGUGCAAAACUCCUAUUAUCCACCGCGACCUGAAGGUUGAAAAUAUCCUGUUGCAUGACCGAGGCCACUAUGUCCUGUGUGACUUUGGAAGUGCUACCAACAAAUUCCAGAAUCCACAAAUUGAGGGAGUCAAUGCGGUAGAAGAUGAGAUUAAGAAAUACACAACGCUAUCCUAUCGAGCACCAGAAAUGGUCAACUUGUACAGUGGCAAAAUCAUCACUACGAAGGCAGACAUUUGGGCUCUUGGAUGUUUGUUAUAUAAAUUAUGUUACUUCACUUUGCCAUUUGGAGAGAGUCAGGUGGCAAUUUGUGAUGGCAACUUCACAAUUCCCGAUAACUCUCGAUACUCUCAAGACAUGCACUGCCUUAUUAGGUAUAUGUUGGAACCAGAUCCUGACAAAAGGCCAGAUAUUUACCAGGUCUCCUACUUCUCAUUUAAACUACUCAAGAAAGAAUGUCCAAUUCCAAAUGUACAGAACUCUCCCAUUCCUGCAAAACUUCCUGAACCGGUGAAAGCCAGUGAGGCAGCUGCAAAAAAGACCCAGCCAAAGGCCAGACUGACAGAUCCCAUUCCUACCACAGAGACUUCAAUCGCACCCCGCCAACGGCCUAAAGCUGGGCAGACUCAGCCAAACCCCGGAAUCCUACCCAUUCAGCCAGCCCUCACGCCUCGAAAGAGGGCCAUGGUUCAGCCUCUACCUCAGGCUGCAGGACCCAGCAAUCAGCCUGGCCUUUUGGCCAGUGUUCCCCAACCAAAAGCCCAGCCCCCUCCCAGCCAACCUCUGGCACAAUCUCAGCCCAAGCAGCCGCAGGCCCCGCCCAUCCCACAGCCCACACCUUCUACCCAGGCCCAGGCCACCCCCCAGCACCAGCAGCAGCAGCUCUUCCUCAAGCAGCAGCAGCAACAGCAGCAGCAGCAACAGCAGCAGCCACAGCCGCAGCCGCAGCCGCAGCAGCCAGCAGGCACAUUUUACCAGCAGCAGCCGCAGCAGCCAGCGCAGACCCAGCCUCAGCAGUUUCAGGCAGUGCAUCCACCAAGCCAACAAGCAGCGAUUGCUCAGUUCCCUGUGGUGUCCCAGGGAGGCUCUCAGCAGCAGCUGAUACAGAACUUCUACCAGCAACAGCAGCAGCAGCAACAGCAACAACAACAACAGCAGCAGCAGCAGCUGGCCACAACCCUGCACCAGCAGCAGCUGAUGACUCAUCAGGCCGCCCUGCAGCCCAAGACCGCAGUGGUGGUCCCACAGCCCCAGGCACAGCCGGCCGCAGCCCCGCAGCCAACCCCUGCCCAGGAACCUGCGAUUCAAGCUCCACUAAGACAACAGCCAAAGGUUCAGACAACCCCACCUCCUACCAUCCAGGGGCAGAAAGUUGGAUCUCUCACUCCUCCUUCAUCCCCCAAAACUCAGCGUGCAGGACACAGGAGAAUUCUCAGCGAUGUAACGCACAGCGCAGUCUUUGGGGUCCCUGCCAGCAAAUCCACCCAGCUGCUCCAGGCCGCUGCAGCUGAGGCCAGUUUAAAUAAGUCCAAGUCUGCAACCACCACUCCAUCAGGCUCUCCUCGGACCUCCCAACAAAACGUCUGUAAUUCUUCAGAAGGUUCUACAUGGAAUCCCUUUGAUGAUGACAAUUUCUCCAAGCUCACAGCUGAAGAACUGCUAAACAAAGACUUUGCCAAGCUAGGGGAAGGCAAACAUCCCGACAAGCUCGGCGGCUCAGCAGAGAGUUUGAUUCCAGGCUUCCUGCCGACCCAGGGCGAUGCUUUUGCCACUUCCUCAUUUUCUGCUGGAACUGCUGAAAAAAGGAAGGGUGGGCAGACUGUGGAUUCUGGCGUCCCACUUCUAAGUGUGUCUGAUCCUUUCAUUCCUCUUCAGGUACCUGAUGCACCAGAAAAACUAAUUGAGGGACUCAAGUCUCCUGACACCUCUCUUCUGCUCCCUGACCUCUUGCCUAUGACAGAUCCUUUUGGUAGCACUUCCGAUGCUGUGAUUGAAAAAGCUGACGUUGCUGUUGAGAGUCUCAUACCAGGACUGGAACCCCCAGUUGCUCAGCGCCUCCCAUCUCAGACGGAGUCUGUGACCUCGAACCGCACAGAUUCUCUCACUGGGGAAGAUUCCCUGCUUGACUGCUCUCUGCUUUCUAACCCUACUGCUGACCUUCUGGAAGAGUUUGUCCCUCUAGCAAUCUCUGCUCCAGCCCAUAAAGCUGCAGAAGAUAGUAAUCUCAUCUCAGGUUUUGAUGUCCCUGAGGGCUCGGAAAAGGUGACAGAAGAUGAGUUUGACCCUAUUCCUGUAUUGAUAACCAAAAACCCACAAGGUCUCCAGAGAGAGCCCAAUCCCCGUCCUGUUACCACUGUAGAGCACUUUAAAGACUCAGCGGGCGUUAAAGGCCUUCCCCUGUAUCCAGACCCCUCGAGAAUACCUGCCGCAAAGACUCAAAACAACGUAGAAUCUGACUACUUGGCCAGAGAUGGCCCUUCAAGCAACAGUUCUUUCCAUAGCAGUGAAGAGGAAGGGACUGACCUGGAGGGAGACAUACUAGACUGCAGUGGGUCUCGACCUCUCCUCCUGGAGUCCGAAGAGGAGGACGAGAACUGCAAACCUCCCCAGGGGAAGCUGGGAGGAGCCAGUCCAUUCGCACAGCCUGAAGUCUCUGCUGAACAAGCAAAAGCAGUGCGAGGUGAAAGAAAGAGCCAGUUCCAGGCCCGCCCACAGCUAGCUGCUGAUGGUCUUGGUGAGCCAGAUGUUUUUGCCACAGCCCCCUUUAGGAGCUCAAGGGUUCCAGCUGAUGACAUGGACAUUUUCUCCAAAGCCCCAUUUGUCUCCAAGGGCAGUGUGACUCCCUCCCAGCCAGAGGAGGUGGAUGUAUUCUUGAGAGCUCCUUUUACCAAGAAGAAAAGCAUGGAGGAAUUACCAGUUGCCCAGAGCUCCUCCCAGGAGCUGCCUGCACAGGCCAGUCUCCUCAGUCAGGCAGGGGAUGUCCCUCUGUUCUCAGGCCGUGAGAGAGCAGGGUUUUCCUGCGUUCAAGCUCAGUAUUCCAUGGCUGGUUUUGUGCAACAAUCUAACCUCCCCUCCCAUUCUUUGCAAGCCCCAGACCAUCUUGACAGCAUCUCUCCCACGGGAUCCUCCGUGGAACCUGGAAGCCAUUCUAAUGACAGAAACAAAGGACCUCAGCCCCUUAAAGAAGCCAUCUCAGGACCAGUGGCUGGCAAACCAUUCCGCCCCCAAUCGUUAUCCAAAUAUUCACGUCACUAUAGCCCAGAAGAUGAGCCAAGUCCAGAAGUCCAGCCCAUUGCUGCCUACAAAAUUGUUUCACAGACCAAUAAGCAGUCAAUAGCUGGCUCUGUUUCCAUCACAUCCCUUUCCUCCAGGACUCGAGAGUUGCCAGCUACUGAUCCUUUUGCUUUAGCACCCUUUCCUUCCAAAGCAGGCAAGCAGAAACCUUAGGAGCAGUACCUGAGCCUUAGGCCUCUCUCUCUACCCACCCCACCAAUACCUCCCACGCCACUCCUUCCUGAGCCUUCCCAAGAAAAAAUAUUACCAAUUAUUAUCUUUCAAUCAUUAAGUCAGCAAUCUCAGUUGCAGAGAUGCUGAGAUGAAGCUCCUUUAAGUUACGCCUAUUUCUUUUGUUUCUAUUGAGUUCUGGCCUUUCAGGCACUUCUAUUUCCUUCAUAGAGGCCUCCCACCUCCACCAAAAACUCUACUUUUUGUUUUGUGUUAAACCCAGAAACUGUUUUAAUCUAGGAAUACUUUAGCCAGAUCCCCAGGGGCCAAAACUCUUGAUAGUUUUAAUUCCUGCAGCUCCUGUUGAGUCAUGUUCAUUGAAGAGUCAAGAAGAAUUCCUCCAGGACCUGAUUUAAAACUCUUUAAAAGGAGAGAUUUCUAGAAAAAAAGAGCAAUAUAGAAGUCCUGUGCAUCAAGAGGAAGUGUAAUACUGCAGCUACUAAUCAUUCCUGUAGAACCAGCAGCUCAUGAAGGAUUUCGUGCAUCGGAGUCUGUGCAAGCCAGGCUGGCCCUUGUGCAUAAACGUCUGUGGGAGUGUGAUGUGCGUCAGAGUCUAUCUUAGGUAAAAAUGUGCACAUAUGGGAGAACUGUGCUUAUAUUCAAUCAUCUGGGCAAGGACUUCCCCACAUCACACUUUUCAAAUUAGUAUGGAUGCAUAGGCUGUGUGUGUGUGUGUGUGUUGUACAGGAAGCAUUUUCCUUUAGGUAAAUCCUAUCCCAUCACACCUACCUCUGUAGUUGAAUCACUCAUUUACUGGCAGUUGCCUACUGACCUAACUGACUUGAACCAUGUUUUUAUUUAGUUUUAUUCUCAACGGAAUCAAACUCAUUGGAAGAUGUAGGAAAACCUUGCUGGGACUAAGAUUACACAGUAGAUUUCUUUUCUGGAAUUUGCUCCUUAUUAUUAACAGCUUCUAUUUACUAAGCUGCAGAUGUAGCUCAAAGGUAGAGCACUUGUUUACUUUGCCCAAGGCCCAGGAUUCUAUCCCUGGUAUGGGGGAGAAGAAGUACAAAUUGCAUUUACCUUGUGAUGAAAAGUUGUCUAUUUUUCCUCACAAUAAUAGACAAGAACACAAUGCAGUCACUAUAGAAUCGUGAGUCUUAAGCUACAAACUAGAUUUGCUUGUUUUGUUUUGUCCCUUGUCCUUGCCACCUUUCUUUGCUCCCUUUUGAGGAAAGAUCUGAGACACUAAAUAAAUUUGUCUGGAAGAAGGGAAAAUAGCUGAAUCAGCUAGUGAUUAUAAACUUUACAUUCUGUAUGCUCUCUAGAUGUUAAAGUAGGGCAGACACAGGUGACUGGCUUAUGUUUCUGAAAGUGUCUUUUAUUUCUGGAAGACCUGAGUCAUUGCUAUCUUUUUUCAUAUGCUUUAUUUUUAGUGCCCUAAAAUCAAACUUAUGUGCCCAUGGGAAGAUUUUUGCUGAGAAAGUUCAGUUUAAUGGAAAAAGUUGCUGCAUCAAGUUUCAACUUGAGAGCUUCUAGUAAAUGUUAGCAAUUUCUCCUUAAUGGGAGCGGUUGAAGGAGUUGUGUACCAAACCAGAUUAGCAAUUUAAGAAUUACUGGGAAUUCAUCCCAAAAGCCUAAAUGCCACGCUCCACUACAAUUGAUUAGGUGUUCUCUUGAAGAUGGGGAGGCUUAGUGGUAGAGCGUAUGCUUAGCAUACACAAAGCCCUGGGUUUGUUCCAAAGAACCAAAAAAUAAAAUUCAGAGAUCUUGACAUUAAAGUAAGAAUCAUACUUUUCAAAACUCAUAUAUUUCUUCUCCCUCCCCCCCUCCCCCACCCUCUUCUCUCCUGUUUGUUUGUUGUUGGUUUUUUUUUUUCUCUUUCAAUUCUAGUGAUUGAACCCCAGGUCUCACACUUGCUAGGCAAGGUCUCUAUCACUGAGCUCCAUAGCCCAACACUUUUUUAAAAAUUAAUUUCCAUCUAUUGCUAGGGUCCCAGUUAAAAUAUAAACUUAAGUUUGGGUCAGAGCUACCAGCAGUGGUUUCCCAACCAAGGUCUCAACCAUACAUGAAACCUGUUUGUUCUAACAGUUUGCUUUCUCAAUUAUUAUUUUUUAUUUUUCUGUAUAACAAUGGAUGGAAAAUUGUCUUUCCAUUGAAAGGGUUUGGCUAAUGUGCAUGGACCUUUGCACCCUAAACUCUUUAUGGUAGUUAUCAAGUGAAAUCCUCAAAGGCAUGCCUAAGAGGAAGAGAAUACUCAGGGAGUGUUCUCACCUGAAAUCACAAAUUCUUGUUAGGUCUGUGAUGCACAGUUGUAAUCAAGCUACUUGGGACGUUUAGUCUGGAGGAUUAUUUGAGUCAAGGAUUUCAAGAACACACUGAAUAGCAUAUAUUUGUCUUUAAAAAAGAACUUUAGAGAAAGAAAGAAAAACUCUUAAAAAUGGAAGGGCAUCCUAAUUCAUUCUUCUGAAUAUUCAAGAUUAUUUCAUAACCAUCCUCCAAGAUGUUUUUUCUUGAUUGUUCCUCCCAAUCAAGUGGGCGUUUUAAUUCUCAAGGUACAAAUCAGAAUGGAAUCAUAGUGAUUUUAUUAUGUAGUAGAAUCAUUUGGGAAGCAUGGGCUUAUAUCCCUCUUUUACUCUGUUGGAAACCUACAAUAGGCAGAAACUACAUGCCUUUUUUGAAUAGGAAAAUGAAUGUAACUAUUUUUUUUCUACUCAGUGAUUCAUGAAGACAUUUUGUACAUUAAUUAUUAAUAAUGGUGAAUUCUGAAGACAAGUACUAAGGUAGGGUUUUACUACUGGUUGUUUUUGGAUCAUACAGGGUAAAUCUAUUAUUUAAAAAUUAAGUGCCCUUACUAGGGGUCUUCCUGAAUCUGGAAAUCUGAAAAAUUUCAUUGUAAGGGGAAUCAGGAGUGCUCGGGGUGCUAUCUAUUAGUAGCAAUACAUGUUUCCAGUAUCUAUACUGUAACAAUUUAAAAGGAAAAAGAAAAUACAUGGUCCACAAAAUACUAUUUUUAAAAUUUGUGUUGUGUGUUAUUUACACAUUUGGUAAGUACAGGAAUCUGUAACCAUUUCAGUGGAAAGCAAUGAGCAGGCAUAUAUUUAGAGCAGUGAGCCACAACAUGCACUGAUGAACUCUUAAAGAAUAAUGCCUGAUAACAGGUACUAUUGAAUUAAUGAAGGUAGCUGCCAUAUUUCACCAUUUUCUUCACUGGAUUUAUAUACAGUUCUUGAGCUCCAAAUCCAUGGUUAAAUUACAAAGAUGAAAAAACAGAAUUUGAUACUGAGGAAAAUGCUGAUAAGCUGAUAAGAUCACUGUUGGCAGAUCUCAUAUGUAGGCAGAUAUGUAUGUUUAUAGGAGCAGGUUGUAUCUGAGUUUAAUCUGGUAGCUAAAGACUUCUAAACUUUAAACAAAGAUAGUAGUAUCUUACUGGCUUACUGUUUAGUAAGCUUUAGAAUAUGUACACAUCAAUAUUUUCAACUACCUGGUGAACAUUUCACUGAUACCUAAAGUGUAGCUUUACAUAUAAUCAUCAGAGUGACUUGAUAAUAAAAACUUAGUAUUUUUCUUUUAUAAAGAAAAAUAAUCAGAACAUGUCAGAUUAUGUAAUUGUAUACAUUAUAUCAAAUAGGAAAUUUUAUCAUAGGAAAUCAAAGAAGAGAGAUGCAGUACUCUGCAAAGUAGGAAGGAUAUAAUAAAAUGAAGUCUUUUGUCCUUUAAAAAAUUAUUCUCUGCCAUCUCUUUGGAGUUGAAACUGGAGAACACAUUUCAGUCAGUUCUGAAAUGGCCACUAGUCACACAGCAAUUCUAUCUGAGAAAUUUGGAAUGCAGAUUAUUUUGAUGAGGGGUCCAUAGAAGCAUCACAGAAAAAGAUGGCGGGCGCCCCUUGUGGAUGUCUACAACAGACUCAGAUUCCAAUCCUCCAGUCCUUGUCUAAAGGAGUAAACUGACUGUUUUAAGUGGAAUCAGUAUUUUUUCCAGGGGCUGGGAUUUAGCUCAGCGGCAUAAGCGCCUGCCUUGCAAGCAGGCAGUCAUGAGUUCGAUCCCUGGUACCGAUAAAAAUGAAAAAGACAAAAAAAAAAAAAAAGAAUAUUUUUUCCAUUGCCUUUGUCAACUAAGACUUGUUUUUCUAACCAUCAGAACACUUAAAGACUUGUUAAUGAAAAUCUCGCAGAAUGGUUAGGAAUAAAAAGCAGUCAGAAACUUUUUGUUCUAUCCUAGGAGGUCUUAUACCAAUAUCAUUUAUGCACUCACCAUUCCCCUGUUUUUACCAUAUCCAUAAGUGGAUGCUGAGAUGUACUGUUGAACAUUGUCUUAUUAUUUAUGUUUUAUUUUAUUUUUAUUAGUUGGCUCCCUUGUUACAGUAAAUAGUAUAAGUUUCAGUCCAGCCUGUGACAAUCUCACCAAAUAACAGUGAAAUGGCUCACAUUCUCAUUUCUCUUGACUAGAAAACAGCAAGAUUGAUUAGCUAGAUGCCACCCUUACUCCGUGGAGACCCAGCUCCUCCUUUCUCUCACCCCAGAGUGCUCUAGAGUGCAGGACCUAGUUUAUGUGUGAAGGGACUCUGGACUAACUGGUAAAAGGGGCUAAAUGUUAACUACACAUGGGUUGGUCCAAUGAUGACAUAAUUUGUAAUUCCAUAAAUUUAGUCUGAGCUAUAUCCCAGCAAACUCUUAGGUGUGACAGUUUUGCAUUUGUAAUGAUAUUCUUGAAAUCAAGUCAGUGUUCUCUGAAUUGCAUUGUAAAACAACUAUAUGAUGGGCUGGGGAUACAGCUCAGUGGCACAAGCGCCUGCCUGGCAAGCACAAGGUCAUGAGUUCAAUCCCUGGUACCAAAAAAAACAAAAAACAAAAAAAAAAGUACAAGGCAAGGAAUUGCAGAAAUGGUUUUUACCAACAUUAGUUGCUUUAUAGCUGAGGGUGUAGUUCAGUGGUAAAAUACAUGACUAGCAUGCAAAAGGUCCUAUGUUUAAUUGCUAGUGGAAAAGAAGGGAUAGAUUAGACUUUGGGGUGAAGGGAUACAGUGUAGCCAUUUCACGAAAAUCAGUUGUAGUCUCUGAAUCUACCAAAGAUUCCUGUUUGAGGAGUGUGAAUGGAGUGUGCUGUGUGUCUGCCUGUGUGCCUGCACUUGCAUCCCCGUGCUUGCUUGCAUAGUAUUAAUUGCACUCCCAAUAAACGCAUCCAAAGAAUAUUGAGAAGUGACCACGAAGUAUCUGGCACGACUACGUUCAACUCCCUUUGCCAAAAACUCAAAAUUAGAACCAGAGCUGUUUUCAAUAGAGAUGGGGGCAAUUGGCUCCUCACUGCCUUAGCCUACUACCCAAGUAAGCUGAUCUGCAAGGUGAGACUUGGUAGGGAUUGUCCGAUCCGAAGGACUCAUUGGUAGCGUUUAGAGGGCAGUAGUGACCAGAUGCCUCAAGAUCUGCAAGAUGUUAGUUUAAAUGAGGGAACAUUUAAUGUCACUUUUAGAGACUAGAAACCGGACAGUAAAGGACAAGGACCAUGCUCAUGCUGUGGAGAAAAGGUGAACUCUGGUGACUACUAGGUUUGACUCAGUAAGGGAAUCUGUCCUGAUACAAAGAAUAUUGAGAGCAUCAGGUCUUAGAAAAGAGAAAUGCACAAUCUCAAGGGCUGUGAACAAGGAAAAGGACUGGGGAAACAGUCCAUCUUAACAAUUUUUGCAAUACCUCUUAUUCUCAGACUAUUGGAUUUACGUUAUUGCACUCUUGGUGUGAUCUAUCUUAUGUAUCUGAUAGUUUUAUGAGUAAUUGUUUUGAGUUGUAAACUCCUAUGUACUUUAUUAAAACAAACCUAAUUAAAUGAC
Messenger RNA from Cavia porcellus (domestic guinea pig), 10135 nucleotides. RefSeq names its product AP2 associated kinase 1 (gene Aak1). Gene Ontology annotation, molecular function: protein kinase activity; ATP binding. The transcript is spliced from 22 exons. Gene Ontology annotation, biological process: protein phosphorylation. The record is from RefSeq and is a predicted model, not a curated record. NCBI's taxonomy places the organism in Eukaryota, Metazoa, Chordata, Mammalia, Rodentia, Caviidae. Bases 371 to 4315 code for a protein of 1314 amino acids.